Messenger RNA from Lolium rigidum, 2757 nucleotides. Its product is annotated as protein Rf1, mitochondrial-like. The coding region runs from base 1 to 2754 and encodes 917 amino acids. Gene Ontology annotation, molecular function: protein binding. The record is from RefSeq and is a predicted model, not a curated record. Lineage: Eukaryota; Viridiplantae; Streptophyta; Magnoliopsida; Poales; Poaceae. The transcript has 3 exons.
AUGCCGCAGCUUGGCGUGAACGCAGGGCUCGCGCCCGACGACUUCGUUGAGCGCAACCUCGACAUCGUCGUCGGCCUCGUCUCGCGCUCGAGCCAACGCGGACAAGGAUUUAAUCGACGUUAUGCUUUCAAUGUUGUGCGACUCCAACCUCCCACCACGUACGAAGGAAUUCCCCACGCCUCGCCUCGCCUCUGCUCCAGCACGCCGCCGGCGAUCCUCCUCCACCCUGCCGAUUUCCCGAAUCCACCUCCGCCACUCCUCCUCCAGACCUCCACGCCGCCACUUUCCCGAUUCCGCCACUACUCCACAACGCCGAUGUCGCGCCUCCACCCCCUCCGUCGCAGCUCCUCCUCCACUUCCACCUCGCCGCCAUCACGUUCCUGGUCACCCCACGCUGCCUUUGCGGCGGCCACGGGCCGUGUCCGCACAGGAACGCUUAGCCAGGAGGAUGCACACAACCUGUUCGACGAAUUGCUGCGCCAAGCCACCCCGGUCCCCGAGCGCUCCCUCAACAGCUUCCUUGCUGCGCUCGCCCGAGCUCCGUCCUACGACGACCGCAGAAGCGGCCCCGCUCUUGCCGUCGCUCUCUUCAACCGCGUGUGCCAAGAAGAUGCCGGCCUGCAGGUGGCGCCGCCCACAGUCUGCACCUUUGCCAUCCUCAUGGACUGCUGCUGCCGCGCACGUCGACCGGACCUUGGGCUUGCCUUGUUCGGCCGUCUCCUCAAAGAAGGUAUGAAAACAAACCAGAUCAUCGCCAACACCUUCCUCAAGUGCUUCUGCGAUGCAAAACGGACAGAUGAGGCUGUGGACGUACUGCUUCAUAGGAUGUCUGAGCUUGGCUGUGUGCCUGAUGUUAUCUCAUACAACACAGUUCUCAAGAGGUUAUGUGAAGAUAGCAGGAGCCAGCAAGCACUUGACCUGCUCCUUACGCUGGCAAGAGAAGGAGGUGGCUGUUCCCCCGACGUGGUGUCAUACAGCACGGUCAUCCAUGGCUUCUUUAGGGAGGGUGAAAUAGGCAAAGCAUGCAAUCUCUUCCAUGAAAUGCUGCAGCAAGGAGUUGUGCCCAGUGUGGUCACAUACAGCUCGGUUAUUGAUGCAUUGUGCAAGGCCAGAGCAAUGGACAAGGCAGAGCUAAUCCUUCGGCACAUGGCUGAUAAUGGUGUUCGACCGGAUAGUGUGACAUUCAAUUGCAUGAUCAAUGGAUAUUCCACAUCAGAGCGGUGGAAAGAGGCAGCUAAAAUGUUCAAAGAAAUGAUAAGCCUGGGUCUUGUACCAAAUAUUAUUACUUGCAGCUCGCUCAUUGCUUCCCUUUGCAAGCAUGGGAGAAGCAAAGAAGCUGCACAAAUUUUUGAUUCCAUGACUGCCAAAGGACACAAACCUGAUAUCACGUCGUACUCUAUUUUGCUACAUGGGUAUGGCAAUGAAGGAUUUUUACUUGAUAUGGUUAAUCUCUUUAAUUCAAUGAAAAACAACGGCAUUGUACCCAACUGCCGUGUUUUCAACAUAUUAAUUGGCGCGUAUGCUAAAUGUGGAAUGAUGGAUGAAGCUAUGCUCAUAUUUGCCGAAAUGCAGGGACGGGGAGUGUGUCCAGAUUUAGUCACCUAUUCAACUCUAAUAGCCGCACUUUGUAGAAUGGGUAGACUGGGAGAUGCUAAGGAAAAAUUCAGUGAGAUGAUUGUUGUGGGAAUACAGCCGGAAAAGGUUGUUUAUCAUUGCUUAAUUCAGGGUUGUUGUAUGCAUGGUGAUCUGGUUAAAGCGAAAGAGUUGGUUUCUGAAAUGGUGAACAAAGGUAUUCCUCGUCCUAACAUCGUGUUCUUCAAUUCAGUAAUAAAUAGUCUAUGCAAAGACGGAAGGGUUGUGGAUGCACAAGAUACAUUUGACUUAGUUAUACACAUUGGUGAGAGGCCGGAUGUCAUUACUUUUAAUUCACUGAUUGACGGGUAUGGCUUAGUCGGCAAGAUGGAUAAAGCACUUCGAGUGCUUGAUGCCAUGGUAUCAGAAGGUGUUGAGCCUAAUGUUGUUACAUACAAUACACUUGUGAAUAGUUAUUUUAAAAAUGGAAGGUUCGAUGAUGGUUUAGCUCUAUUCACAGAAAUGUUGUCCAAGAGAGUUAAACCUACAACUGUCACAUAUGGCAUCAUAUUGGAUGGUUUAUUUCGUGCUGGGAGAACCGAUGAUGCAAAGAAAAGGUUCCAUGAGAUGAUCCAAAGUGGAAUAGCUGUCAACAUUUCCAUAUACAAUAUAAUUCUUGGAGGGCUUUGCAGAAAUAAUUGUGCCGGCGAAGCAAUCACGUUGUUCCAUAAAUUAGCUGAAAUGAAUGUGAAGUUUGAUAUCAAAACACUCAAUAUCAUGAUCGAUGCAAUGUACAAAGUUAGGAGAAGAGAAGAAGCUAAAAAAUUAUUUGCUGCAAUAUCAAACAGUGGGUUGGUACCUAAUGUUUUUACUUAUAGCAUAGUGAUAAAAAAUCUUCUAAAGGAAGGAUCACUGGAAGAAGCUGACAAUAUCUUUUCAUCAAUGGAGAAGAUUGGUUGUGCUCCGAGCUCCCGUCUUAUAAAUGAUGUCAUUAGAAUGUUGUUGGAAAAUGGCAAGAUUGCCAAGGCCGGAGAUUAUUUAUCUAAAGUUGAUGGGAAGAGCAUCUCACUUGAAGCUUCAACUACUUCGUUGAUGUUGUCUCUCUUUUCAACGAAUGGGAAAUAUCGGGAGGAUAUGAAAUUGCUCCCUGCAAAGUAUCAAAUCUUCGAUGGACUUGGUUGAGUA